Molecule: messenger RNA, 516 nt
Organism: Coccidioides posadasii C735 delta SOWgp
Lineage: Eukaryota; Fungi; Ascomycota; Eurotiomycetes; Onygenales; Onygenaceae
Source: RefSeq, a predicted model, not a curated record
AUGGUGAAGCUCGCGCUCAGUGCCGUGGCCCUUUCUCCCCUGCUUGCCGUAGGACGGGUAGUCGCAGUCCCAGUGGAAGAUGUGAUUGGCCGUGACUUGAGCACGGACGCGAUCGAUAAGUCCACGGACGUUCAAGGUACAGACAUCUCUCUUUCUCUCUCCACUCUGGAUGCCAGCGCUGGUGCUAAUACUCCCCUCGUAGCCAACUCCUCCCUUGAUAUCCGUGAUGCGGCUUUUAAAAACACCUGCUACCACCCAAGUACCGAUGUCUCUGUCGGCACUAUUGGCGGGGCUGUCGCGUGUUCCAAGUUCCUAAAAGGUCUUGAUACGAGACAAUGUCAUGCCAAGCGAGGCGGCCUCGUGUUGUGUGAGGAGCAAGGGACGGUCAUCACGGCUUAUGCCAAAGAUACUUCAGUCUCAUCGUGGUGUAAGCACGUUGCGGCUGGGAUCGAUUGGAUGGUGGAACACUGCGCUACCUGCAAAGGGGAUGACUGCAAAAUUGCCGGUAUGUUGUAG